Molecule: messenger RNA, 1211 nt
Organism: Suillus clintonianus
Lineage: Eukaryota; Fungi; Basidiomycota; Agaricomycetes; Boletales; Suillaceae
Exons: 3
Coding region: 128-772 (214 amino acids)
Source: RefSeq, a predicted model, not a curated record
UUCACCAAACUAUGUUGGUCUACGCAGCCUUUGGGUUUGCCUGGAGAUAAUAUCGGAAAAUUCCAAACAAGUAUCUCCUAUUCAACAGAUCAGAGCCAGUCCUAUCUCGCAAGUGAUAUCGGGCAAUAUGACGAUCCUUGCCGAAGCAGAUCACCGCUGUCGACUUCGGGUUCUGCUUUCAACGUCAAAGAAGAAGCCCUCAAAGCCUGGCAUGAUUCUGGGGGAGUUGCUAUUCAACUUUCGAGCUCUGAUGGGGCAUGCUGAUUCCAACAACAAAUUCAAACUCGAAAUGUAUAUGCAAAACAAACUUCAAAGAGCGGUAUUCGGCAGCCAUACAAUCAGCAUCGAAAAAUGGCUCACUGGAAGUCUGUGCUUUACUAUUGUACCUGUGCCCCAUUUCAGGGCCAGUACAAGCGCACAGAUAAUCACAGGACAGUUCCCUGAACCACAUCCGUCCAAUCUGUCGCCCGGGAUCUUUCGCCUUCCAGCGCUCUUCGGGACUAAAAAAAGUGGGCCAAAAACCCGCUUUCCAAGGUUUCCACGAAGCUUGGAAUCUUGCUUGAAUCUUAGACUUACUUUCAAGGAGCCGGACGAAUUCGAGACCCCGACUCCGACUCGCCGCCCGGCCCCGGGUAGUGAUGUGCCGGCCCGGCUUGGCCUGAAAGCCGCAGCUUUGGCCUGGCCUAGGGCGGCUUUGGCUUUGCAAAACCUCAGGCGGAGCCGUGAGCCAAAGCUACGCCAAAGCGAAUCGAGAGGCCUGAACGCCAGAUAACCACCGCCUUCCGUGUCCUUAAGAGAGAAGUAUGUUUGGCCAUAGUACGGAUACCAAGCUAUGUUCCAAGAGUACGGUUUUCUUAUGCUGCUGCGCACCCCUACUUACAGUAUAUACUACAUGUAGUUUCCAAUUCAUCAUCCUCGCGAUCCUCGCCACGCGCAUGCACCUCCAUCUCUGGUAUGCAGACAGGCGCGCACACGGCUCUAGCGGCCUUGUGUUUAUUCCUCUAAGCGAUAUUUCAUCUGCGGGCAGUCCGACGUGAUGUUUGGCGUCGUUUACAUGUUCAUGGGGUGGUGUUUGAGCUGUACGAUGUUAUCCGAGGUUAGAUUUGGGAUCCACGCGCUUUAGAAAGAAUGAUACAAUGGUUGGUGUUUUGAUAGUACGCCAUGCAACUGACGAGGUCUUGUGCCACGAAGUUCCACCCAUUCGAGUCACA